This is a messenger RNA of Daldinia loculata, 1482 nucleotides long. RefSeq lists its product as uncharacterized. The transcript has a single exon. Bases 299 to 1165 code for a protein of 288 amino acids. NCBI's taxonomy places the organism in Eukaryota, Fungi, Ascomycota, Sordariomycetes, Xylariales, Hypoxylaceae. The record is from RefSeq and is a predicted model, not a curated record.
CAUCAUCAAUGCUAAGAUAAGAUAAAGCUUUAACUUAGGGACUGAGGGAUACCGCGUCCGAGUCACGCGUUACAUCGACAGCUCUCGGGUUGCUUGGAACAACCGUCGAAGCUUCAAUAGAUUGCCCAAUCAUACUUAUUCUAUGAAUUAAGUGAUUAAGUGGGAGAAACGUUUGCGGCCCGAGUUUUACUAUGCCGAACGAUCAAACUCAAUGUACUACCAUAAUAUACCGUGAUACGGAUACCCCAAGGUCUCACGAACAGGUAUCUAGAGACUAGAGUACGGGUCUUCGAACACAAUGGUUGAUGAAGACAAGAUGCCGGGCUCACACAAAAGGUUACGGGAGAGAAAAUUACGGAUGAUCGAAGCCUGGAGAGCCGAAGUCAAGUCGAAUCAGAAUUAUUGCGCGUGCUCUAGACCCAGCUUAGGUUCAUCUAAAGGCACAAAUGAGGCAUCGGGAUCUACAUCGACUACAGCCGUGGGUAUAGACAGCAGACCACAAUCAUGGCAUCAAUCUAAUUCUACCUUGUCUAAGCCUCCUGUCGCCCUUUCGCCAAUGGACAUUACAGAGCCAGAACUUUUGGGCAAACCAACGUGUCCUGUUUGCCACUUGCUGAUCGAUCAAGACAUAUCGUUAAAGAAGCUUAGGGAGCAUGAGGAGACGGGUCUCGUACGCAAGGGAAGUCCACGGUCUUCAGCCAGCUUGCUCAAGCUGGACCAGGUUAUAUUGUCCCAUGAGCAUCCCCAUGAGCAUCAAACCGCCAAUAUACCGAAGAACCCGAGCGUCAUCAAAAGACAAUUCUUAAACCCGUUUAUAAAACUCAAACGUUUAGGGCUGAAGACCGUAGCCUCCUCGAGAGCAUUGAAGGCCAAGGGGAUGCGCAGUCUAAGGUCUCUCAAAACAAAGAAGUCCUCGCCGCCGAGCGAUAACGUUGGCGUUCGAGAUAACCGCCCCCGCGCCACGGAAAUAUACGCUCAGUACAGGCUGGAUGCCUCGUCGGCGGGGUCAGUUGCGACCCUGGCGGGAUUGAGUGAUGAUGAGCGUAGAAGGCCUGAGCUAACUAUUGAUGAAUCUGCAGCUCGUCUUCGAAGAGCUGCCCGCUUAUUAGACCGCGCAAGUGCCCCCAUUGCGAUCGAGAAUACGAAUAAUUCACCGGAAGUUUAGGUCAACGAGACGUUAUACGGAAGGGUUAAGGGUAUCACGGAAAAGAGUAGAUUCGAUGUUUUAAGGAUACCAAGCGUUCUUCUUCAAAGCGCUGCUUUCACGGGAUAUAAUAAUUAUAAUAGCAUUGGCUAUCCUUAUAUAAGUGAGUGAUAGAGGCGUUAGAGGGGAUGGCCGGACUUGGGAUACGGGAUACAGCGGCAUUUGAAUUUAAUAAUAGGAAUACUCAUUAGUAUUAAGAAUCGGGUUCUGAUUUAUCAGAAUGGGACAGGAGCACAUGUAGAUUACUCCAGCUGUUGAUGUUUAGUCGACUACCCUAC